This is a messenger RNA of Pteronotus mesoamericanus, 390 nucleotides long. RefSeq names its product prokineticin 2 (gene PROK2). The record is from RefSeq and is a predicted model, not a curated record. The transcript is spliced from 4 exons. Lineage: Eukaryota; Metazoa; Chordata; Mammalia; Chiroptera; Mormoopidae. Gene Ontology annotation, biological process: endothelial cell proliferation. Bases 1 to 390 code for a protein of 129 amino acids.
AUGAGGGGCCCAUGCUGCGCCCCGCUGUUGCUCCUGCUGCUGCUUUCGCCGCUGCUGCUCACGCCCCGCGCCGGGGACGCCGCCGUCAUCACCGGGGCUUGCGACAAGGACCCCCAGUGUGGUGGAGGCAUGUGCUGUGCUGUUAGUAUCUGGGUUAAGAGCAUAAGGAUUUGCACACCUAUGGGCAAAGUGGGAGACAGCUGCCAUCCAUUGACUCGUAAAAACCAUUUUGGAAAUGGGAGGCAGGAAAGAAGAAACAGGAAGAGAAGAAAAAGGAAAAAGGAGGUUCCAUAUUUUGGGCGGCGAAUGCAUCACACAUGUCCGUGUCUGCCUGGCUUAGCCUGUUUACGGGCUUCAUUCAACCGAUUUGUUUGUUUAGCCCGAAAGUAA